AUGAAGCUCUCCAUUGCUGCUGCUAUCGGUCUUUUGGCCCUUACUGUCACCGAGGCCGUUAAGGUCAACCCUCUUCCCGCCCCUGUUCACAUCAGCUGGGCAAAGUCAGGCCCCGUUAAGGUCGCUGACAACUUCCGCAUUGUCGGACCCAAGCACGACAUUCUCAGCAAGGCCUUUGAUCGCACUGCUGCUCUCAUCAAGAAGGAGCGCUGGGUUCCCCAGACCUGGGAGCGCCCUGCUGCCGAGUUCCCCCCAUUCCCCACUCUUGAGAAGCGUGGUGAUGCCGAAGAGGAGGUCUCUGCUCAAGCCAACGGCUCCAAAACCCUCAAAACCAUCACCGUCGAUGUUAAGGACUUGAAGGCUGAUCUUCAACAUGGUGUUGAUGAGUCUUAUACUCUUGAUAUCUCUGCCUCCGGUAAGGGUACCAUCAAGGCCAAGACCGUCUGGGGUGCCCUCAACGCUCUCCAGACCCUCAACCAGAUCAUCAUCCAUGACAAGAAGCUCGGACUCCACAUUGAGCAGCCUGUUCAUAUCGAGGAUGCUCCCAAGUAUGUCCACCGUGGAGUCAUGUACGAUACCUCUCGUAACUUCUACCCCAUGAAUGUCCUCAAGAAGCAAAUUGAUGGUCUUGCCUACUCCAAGUUGAACGUCUUCCACUGGCAUCUCACUGACAACCAGGCCUGGCCUGUCGAGAUUAAGAAGCACCCCCAGAUGACCAAGGAUGCUUACUCUCCUCGUGAGAUCUACACUCAGAAGGACAUUAAGGAACUGAUCCGCUAUGGUCGCGAGCGCGGUGUCCGUGUCUACCCUGAGCUCGAUGUCCCUGGUCACUCUGCUGCUGGCUGGCUCCAGGUUGACAAGAAGGCCGUCACUUGCGCUGAUUCGUGGUGGGAUAACGAUGGCUGGACUCACCACUCUGCUGUCGAGCCCAACCCUGGUCAACUCGAUAUUGCUUACCCUGGCACUUACAAGCUGAUCAAGGACGUUUACACCGAGUUGGCUAACGUCUUCACUGAUAACCUCUUCCACGUCGGUUUCGAUGAGCUCAACACCUACUGCUACAACUACUCUUCUUACUCUCGCGAUUGGUUCAAGAACCAUCCUGGCGCCACUUACCAGGACUUUGCUCAGCAGUACGUUGAUAAGGUUCUUCCCAUCUUCAAUGACAAGCCCAGCCGCCGAUUGGUCAUGUGGGAGGACUCUGUUCUUUCCCCCGACUUCCCUGCCCACAACAUCCCCACCAACGUCAUCAUGCAAUCCUGGAACAAGGGUACUGAGAACAUUAAGGCCUUGGCCACUAAGGGUUACGAUAUCAUCGUUUCCUCUGCUGACUUCCUCUACCUCGACUGCGGUCAUGGUGGAUGGGUCACCAACGACCCUCGCUACAACGAGAACGAGCCCCCAGUCCUCCCCAAGGCCAUCGCUGAUGCCUUCGCUGCCAACCCUAGCGCAUACAGCCCUACUACCGUCAACUAUGGUGGUCACGGUGCCUCGUGGUGCGCUCCCUACAAGAGUUGGCAACGCAUCUAUGACUAUGAUUUCACUAAGGGCUUGACCGAAGAAGAAGCUAAGCACGUCAUCGGUGCUGAGGCUCCCUUGUGGUCUGAACAGGCUGAUCAAUAUGUCGUUGACAGCAAGAUCUGGCCCCGCGCUGCUGCUCUCGCUGAGUUGACCUGGUCCGGCAACCGCAACAAGGCUGGAUACAAGCGUACCACUGAGCUCAGCACCCGUAUCUACGAGUUCCGUGAGCGUCUUAUUGCCCGUGGCAUUGGUGCUGCUCCUUUGGCUCCCAAGUACUGCUUGCAACACCCUCACCACUGCGAUCUCUUCCGCAACCAGACCGCCCUUGGAAAGUAA
Molecule: messenger RNA, 1857 nt
Organism: Lobosporangium transversale
Lineage: Eukaryota; Fungi; Mortierellomycota; Mortierellomycetes; Mortierellales; Mortierellaceae
Product: beta-N-acetylhexosaminidase
Exons: 1
Coding region: 1-1857 (618 amino acids)
Biological process (GO): carbohydrate metabolic process; glycosaminoglycan metabolic process
Cellular component (GO): membrane
Molecular function (GO): beta-N-acetylhexosaminidase activity
Source: RefSeq, a predicted model, not a curated record